AUGCCUUUGAGCCCUCAAAAGAGAUCAGUGGAUUUUCCCUCAACUAACGGAUCACACAAAAAACAAAAGCAGGAUUCGAGUACUUCCAGUGCAAACAACCAGUCUAAUGGUAUUUCUUCUAAUGCGGAUACAUCCUUAUUGAGAAAAAUCCCCGCGGCGUCGUCUUAUAACGAUUCUCAAUGGCAGGAAACUGUUAACAAAGUGGUCAAGGCGGUGGUGUCGAUUCACUUUAUGCAGGUGGAAGAUUUUGAUACCGAAUCCGCCAUGUGCAGUGAAGCUACCGGAUUUGUUGUAGAUGCUAGUUUAGGUCUUAUUCUUACCAAUAGACAUGUUGUUGGUUCUGGUCCCUUCAUUGGAUAUGCUGUAUUUGAUAAUCAUGAAGAAUGUGAAGUCAAACCUAUAUAUAGAGACCCCGUUCAUGAUUUUGGUUUUCUCAAGUUCAACCCAGCAGAUAUAAAGUACAUGAAGAUCAUGGAGUUAAAAUUGAGACCUGAUUUGGCUAAGGUUGGCUGUGAAAUUAGAGUUAUUGGUAAUGAUUCCGGUGAAAAGCUGUCCAUUCUUUCUGGUUUUAUUUCGAGAAUAGAUCGAAAUGCUCCUGAUUACGGCCCUCAGUCUUAUAAUGAUUUCAACACUGAAUAUAUUCAGGCUGCUGCCUCUGCAUCUGGUGGUUCUUCUGGUUCCCCAGUUGUCAAUAUAUACGGCAAUGCCGUUGCUCUACAGGCCGGUGGAUCGACUGAAUCCUCUACAGAUUUUUUUCUUCCAGUAUAUAGAGUCUUGAGAGCUCUGAAGUGUCUUCAAGAUAACAAACCCAUCACUAGAGGUACAAUUCAAGUUCAGUGGUAUCUAGAACCGUUUGAUAAAUGCAGAAGGUUGGGAUUGACACCGGAUACAGAAAAAGUAAUGAGACAGAAUUUUGUUCAUACAAAUGGCUUACUUGUUUCUGCGGUUACAUUACCUAAAGGUCCGGCUGACAAGUUAAUUAAAGAAGGAGAUUGUUUGAUCUCCAUCAACGAUAAGCUAAUCUCUUCAUUUGUCACAGUUGACGAGAUCCUGGAUUCAAGUGUGGGACAAGAUGUUAAGAUUCUGAUUCAAAGAGGUGGUAAAGAUAUAGAGGUUAUUUGUAAAGUUCAGGAUCUCCAUAGCAUUACUCCUGACAGAUACUUGUCCGUCUGUGGUGCUACUUUCAACGAUUUGAGUUACCAGUUGGCUCGUAUAUAUGGUAUUGCUGUUCAGGGCUUAUACGUUAGCAAUGCCGGUGGCUCAUUUGUCUUAGGUGCUCCAGAUUUGACGAACUGUUGGAUCAUAGAUUCUAUUGAUAAUAUCGAUACUCCUGAUCUGGACACUUUUAUUGAUAUCAUGAAAAACAUUCCGGAUCGGGCAUUUGUUCCUGUGAAAUAUCAUCAUUUGACUGAUAUUCAUGUGCCCUUGUUCAAAUACAUUUAUAUAGAUAGGCACUGGCACAAAUCUUUUAGGAUUGCCAAAAGAAACGACAAAACAGGCCUCUGGGACUUCAGUAAUAUCCAGAAAGAGCCCUUACCCCCACCUGUUGUCACUGCAAAGCAUGCAAAGUUUAUGAAUUUGCCAACAGAGUUCCCAGCCUGCAAAACAAUCAUUAGAUCCUUUGCAUUAGUGGAUGCCACCUAUCCUCUUCCUCUGGAUUCAUUUCCAGGCCAUGUUAGACGUGUUUAUGGUGUCAUCAUCGAUGCCGAGAAUGGAUACAUUCUAACUUCCAGACACUGUGUGGCCCAUGACCUAUGUGACAUUAAUAUUACCAUCGCUGAAUCUAUUAUUAUUCCGGCAAAGGUCGUUUUUCUACAUCCAACCAAAGGAUAUGCAGUCGUCAAAUAUGACCCAUCAUUAGUUAAAGCUCCUGUGGAGACACCAAAAUUUGGAACGAAACCUUUGAACAGAGGAGAAAAGGUCAUAUUCAUUGGCUAUAACAAGAGUUUGAGAGUUGUUGUUGAAAUGACAAAAGUGAGUGACGUUGGCGUCAUCAAUAUUCCUACAAAUUCCAACGCUCCCCGUUACAAAGCCACAAAUGUGGAAGCCGUCUUAGUUGAUUCUACUACGUGUCAGAAGUGUGGUUCUGGUGUUUUGGCUGAUACAGAUGGUACAAUACGUGCAUUCUGGCUUUCAUGCGACGGAGAAGAAGAUAGAAUGUAUACGAUGGGAGUUAAUGUUACCGAUGUGAUGUGGGAAUUGGAGUUUAUGAAGAGUGGGAAACUACCCGAUUUAAAGAUUAUCGAUGUGGAAUUUGGAUCUAUUCUCAUUGCUACCGCCAGAAUAAAUGGAGUACCAGAAGAAUGGAUCAAAAGGAUUGAGAACAAUUCCACGGACAAGCUGCAAUUUCUGUAUGUGCCGAGUGUGAGCACGAAUCUAGACAACAAGCGUUCGUGCAACUUAAAACCUGGCGACAUUAUUUUGUCCGUUAAUGACAAACUCAUCACUAGAUUCAGAGAUGUGGAUUCUGUUAUCCGAGAGUUAGCUCCAGAGGUUGAAGACGCAAGCUUUAAAGUUGUCAGGGAAAAGAAGGUGGUGGAUUUUGAGGUCAGUUUGACUAGAACUGCAAAUUUCCUUACUAGACAGGUUGUGUUUUGGUCUGGAUGUGCCUUACAAGAACCUCACCACGGUGUAAGACAAGCCAUUAGUAAAUUACCUUCGAAGGUAUACUGUACCUCAAUGUCCCAAGGUUCUCCUUCAAGGUUUUAUACAGUUGGAAUCACCAACUUUAUUACUCAUGUGAACGAGAUUCCAACUCCAACUUUAGAUGAAUUUUUGAAGGUGGUGAGGAAUAUUAAAGACAACACCUACUGCAAGCUUAGGAUUGUCUCUUUUGAUAAUAUUCCAAUGGCACAGACUCUGAAGGUCAAUUAUCACUACUUUCCUACUGUUGAGCUUGUCAAAGAUCAGUCUGCAGAUAAAUGGAUGUUCCACGAGAUUAUUAGUGAGGGUAAAGAAGAGUCGAAAAAACAUAGCGACGAGAAAUCCACUGAACAGUCCUAA
Brettanomyces nanus is the source of this 3003-nucleotide messenger RNA. RefSeq lists its product as uncharacterized. The record is from RefSeq and is a predicted model, not a curated record. Lineage: Eukaryota; Fungi; Ascomycota; Pichiomycetes; Pichiales; Pichiaceae. The transcript has a single exon. Gene Ontology annotation, biological process: proteolysis. Bases 1 to 3003 code for a protein of 1000 amino acids. Gene Ontology annotation, molecular function: protein binding; serine-type endopeptidase activity.